Molecule: messenger RNA, 1769 nt
Organism: Chelmon rostratus (copperband butterflyfish)
Lineage: Eukaryota; Metazoa; Chordata; Actinopteri; Chaetodontiformes; Chaetodontidae
Gene: nuf2
Product: UF2 component of NDC80 kinetochore complex
Exons: 13
Coding region: 63-1427 (454 amino acids)
Biological process (GO): mitotic spindle organization; meiotic chromosome segregation; attachment of mitotic spindle microtubules to kinetochore
Cellular component (GO): kinetochore; Ndc80 complex
Molecular function (GO): protein-containing complex binding
Source: RefSeq, a predicted model, not a curated record
UUUUGUAUCGUCGUCGAAAUUGAAAUAGUAUUUCGGUGUUUUGUCUGUUUGAAACUGCAACAAUGUCUGAUAACACAUUUCCUGUCUUCACUGCGGAUGCGAUAGUGAACUUUUACCGAACAGAAGUUCUCACUGGACAAGAGGCAAAACACUUAGCGAAGAGCGAUCUGACUCCUGCUCCAAAGCCAGAGACAGUUCAAACAUUGUACACGCGAGUGCUGCACCUCCUCUAUCACUUCAGACCCGAGUGUCACUCCAUGGUUCCACUUUUGGAGAACAUUCAGUAUCCAGUAUAUCAUGAGGGGGCAACUUCCAUCAUGAGCGUCUACAUACGCAUGCGGCAGUUUCUGCCUUUCUGCUUGGUGUACGAUUUUUCACUGAAUGACCUUCUGGCUCCAAAAAAACAGAGGACCCUGACUGUUCUAAGCGCCAUCAUGAACUUUCUGCAGUUCAGGAAGCUGAGGAUGGUUAAGACGUUGGAGAAGCAGGCCAAAUUUAGGGCAGACGUGGACCGUCUACAGGCUUACACUAAAGGCACCUUAGAGGCAGAGAGGAAGAUUGAGAUGCUGACGACCAUCCCACCAGAGCAGCAGGCUGAGGCUGAUGAGCUGGCAGCCGCGCUCUCUGAGGUGCACACCAACACCGCGCAUUUGUCCCAGGAAGUGACUGCUAAAAAAGACCGCGUAGCAGAGUUGAAAACCUUCAUUGCAGAGAAGACUCAGAAGCUGGCCCAGCUGAAGGUGGACAUCAGCAACCAGAAGGAAGACAUCAGUAAACUCAAGUCUCAGAUUGUGGAGUCUCCAGAGGAGCUGAAGAGUCAGAUGGAGAAGAUGAGGGAGAAGGUCAAGAACAUCAAGAUCUCCAUAGAAGAAGCAGAUGAGCGUGUGGUUGAGCUGCAGAACAUGUUGCAGAGUGUGUCUCACACUGAAGCUGAGCUCCAGCUGAUGUACAACCAGCUGCAGGACCUGGAGAGCAGCAUGAACAACACUAAUCAACGGCAUGAGGAGAACCAGGAGCUGACGGCUCAGUAUGAGAAGAAGCAGAAGGAGCUGAAGAACCUUUACAUGGAGGAAGGCCAGCUGAAGCGAGCUCUGGGUAUGAAGCUGGACAAACAGUCCAAACAGAGCAUCCGCAGGCAGAAGAAGAAAGAGAUGAAGGAGCAGCAUGUUCAAGACGUGUUGGGGCAGUGCAACCAAAUCCAACAUAAGCGUGAGGAGAUGGCUGACAAAAUCCAAGAGAUCUCCAGGGAGACGAAGCAGCUGAAGGCCAAGAUCCAGAGCCUGAGAGACGUCUGCAGCAAAGAGAAAGAGAAAGCUCAGGCCCUGUAUAACACCCUGUCGACUUCGAUGGACGAGCUGCACAUGAGAGUUGAGAUGCACAUCGUGGACGUGAAGUGCGAUGUCACCAAGAUGGCGCCAAACUUUUAAACGGAUCAUUUUACAUGUUCAUCUUUUCAUUACUGUGGUCGUACUUCUUUGUUAAGCGUUUGUUUUUACUGUACUAACCUUUUGUUGCCUUUUGAAUUCACUAUUUAAAAUGAAAAUAAAUGAAUAGAACUUGUAUAUUAAUGAAACUAAAUGCUGCCGUCCUUUGUUAUUAGCUAAUAAAUCCGAUGGGUCCAGGCUGUGUAGGUCGCAGGCUUCAGAAUGAGCAAAUAUGUUAACAUACUUGUACUAGUGUGGCCUAGAGUUCAUAUGCUUUGUACAUUUGUUCCAUUAUCAGGCUUUCUAAAACUUCCAUAGCCUUAAGUUGUCCAGUACAAUAAAGCA